GCAGGCGUUAGCGAAUGUGUCAGUGUCAAACUGAUCAAUGCAAUUUGAUUUAAAAAGUUAAGUUUUUGACUUGUUUUUGACGCAAAUAUAUUGAAACGACAGGUCUCAAAAUUGAAAUAUAUAGGGAACUGCAAACUCUCCAAAUAAUAAUAAUAAACGAAUAAAACCUAAACUCUGCGUAGAGGACGCCACUACCACAAUCAAUCAGAAUCUGAGUGUCUAUCGCAAAACAAGAAAAUCGAAAUUUUGUUAUCUAACCUCUCUAUCACUCUUGCUUAUUCGAGCAAUAAAGAGGCAGAUAACUACAUUUCGACUUUUGCGUUUCUCGGUAGGCCCUUUGUAAACAAACCACCUUGAUGAAACGAAGUCAUAUUUUAUUAUAUGUGAAAACAGUAUGUAUAAGUUACGUCAUGGUUUACGAUAGGUGCUAGUGCUACACUCUGGCGGCAGAACAUGCAGUAAUACUUCCUAUUGUAAGCGGCGAGCAACAGGAAAGCCAUCGUGAAAAUCUAUGUCUAUUUUAUGUCAUUCAAAUAAUGUAAUAAUGAUAGAGAUAAACAUACAAUUUCUCAGAGUUGAAAUACGAGGUUUACGUUCUUAAAUUUACUUUACUCUUUGUCUUAAAUGCAUGCUAACAUUGGUAACCCAGAUGGCAGCUGAGCGUCCCUAGUUCACCAGACAUGCGCACUAGGCUUCACCCCCGCUGUCAAAACAACGUGAAAACAUCGCACAAUAGGUACAUGAAAUAAAAGAUUUUAUCAGAAAUUUUAAUAGGCAACGGGUAAUAAGUAGGCAAUACUUUAUCGCUAGUGUGUUCAGUGUUGUGUUUGGGUAUAAAUAUGAAGAUACACAGAUUUGAACUGACAAUGCAGAAGAAGACCUGCAAGCCGGCCAUGCUGGGUCGAGUGUGGUCGGCGAGUCGGCGCGCGCUUAGCCUAGACCACACUCCCGCGCAUCAGUUCGGGUGCUGUCAGUGGCAGACGCAGCAGCGGCCGCCGGUAGCCUACCUUAUAUACAGAUGGCUUCUGUUCAUCGGUGUGGUAUCGGUCGGCAUUGCGAGCUUCGCCUGCCAACAACUACCAAAGCAAUACGAGGGAAAAGUAGAGCUAAAGUACAUGAAGUGGUUCAUAUACUUCACAAACUGGGGAUUCAUGGUGAUCGCCCUGCAGUCGGGCCUGGCCCUGGCAGUUGUGCAUCGGUACAGAGCGGAACGGAUACUCAAUCUAACGUGGGAGGGAACGUCGAGCGGGCGGCGACCACGGACACCUCUCAUAUGCCGGAGCUACUGGCUGGCGCACACUGUGGCCACAGACCUCGCCUUUGUCAUCACACUCGUAUACUGGACGCUAGUCUAUGACCCAAAAAUGCACGAAAUAAACGCGUUGAAUCUUCUGGUCCACGGUGGCAACUCCGUAGUCAUGUUGGUAGAACUAGCAGUGACAGCGCAUCCCGUGCGUGCAGCCCAUGCGCUCUAUGGUGCUGGGGCAGGCCUGGCCUAUGGGUUAUUUAGCGCGUUCUACUGGGCUGUCGGGGGCACAGACCGGGCUGGUCUCACUGCGAUAUAUCCCGCGCUAGAUUGGAACAAACCUGGCUCAGCAUUCGGGUUCGUAGCACUGUGCGCCGUGGUGAUGGUAAUUGCGCACGCAUUCGCGACGUUGGGCGCGGUGCUGCGCGGGCGCCUCGUCGCGCGCUUGCGCGUUGGACGCCAGCAGCAAGACCGGCAGGCGCUGCCGGCCUACUGAGGAUAGGAUAAGAUACGCUUAGAAUAAGUAGUCUGUGGAAAACAAGUGAGCAUUUAGGUUACACGAGCUGACGCGUGUUUGUCUAUCAGUACUGGCUCCUUAAGUUGCUAUUGAACUUAUUUUGCAAUUUGUAACUUCAAGAUCUUUUAAAUAUAUUCUCAAGUAGCUACUCGAUGAAGUUAAACAAUUGUUUAUAGUUCUUGGUAAUUUGCAGUACAUAUAGGGUCUAGGGUCGGCAACGUGCAUGUAAUUACCUAUGGAGUUGCAGGCGUCCAUAGGCUACAGUGACUGCUUACCGUCAGGCGGGCCGUAUGUCCGUUUGCCACGGACGUGAUAUAGAAUAAAAUAAAAACAUAUUCACAAUAAUGGUCAUUAUUAGUACAGUCGCCAUCAGAUAUAUCGGAGCGGCCAAGGUGCUCACAAAUAUCUGAGCACGCCUCUAUUGUGCCUUGGCACUAGUGUGCGUGAAGAUAUUUUUGAGCACCUUUGCGUCUCUGAUAUAUCUGAUGGGGACGGUACCUAUUUGCCAUCGUAUCUAUGUUCACCAUCGCAACCACCAUUAUAAUAUACAAUGAAUUGACAAAAUAAGCGAUAAUAAUUGAAACAGGAGGACCUCUAAAUAAGAUGACAAUGGUUCAUCGAAUGCCAACCAAAAAGUAAAAAAAAAAUAUCAGGAUGAAAGAUGCGAACGAAAAGUAGCGUGAUCAUUUUAAUACACUAUUUAAAUUUUGAAUGGCGUUUUUUAUAAACUAUUGGCACAUCGGGUCAUUGAUCGAUGUGCGUCAACCACUGGGUAAAAAAUCCUAGUAGCUUGAUGUGACUUCUCAGACUGCGCAGAAUAAAACAGGAUAAAGUCGGAAUGCAACAGACUAUUACAAGCUAGAAAUAAUUGUAAUAACACUCAAUUCACUGCCCUUUGCAUCUGCAAGUUCUAAAAAACGGGUCUCUGGUAGUGCUUAGAUUAAUACUCAUCGAAGCGCUUGUCCGUAAAUAAGAUAAGACGGGUAUAAACAUAACACAUGAGAUGUUUGUUUUAGCAAUUUACAGGUUUUGACAGUUUUAUUUAGCAAUUUACAGAAUUUAGAAAGAUGACGCCUGUUGAAAACGUAGCCUGUGCUAGCGAGUUAACCUUAUAAGUUAUAAUGGUUUCAUUAUUGUCAGGAGGUUUAAGGUGGUCCUUUUCUGUUCCGUCAAUAUAAGCUACGUGUUUUAACGUUAGUUGAAAGCAUUUAUGAAAAAGCUAGUUAGGUUUAGAAAAUCGCUGUCGGCUGUAGGUUUUCAAUUGUUCAUGGUGUGUUUAGCGAUUCAAUUCGAGGUGAUGUUUUAAGGCGAUUUGUCGCUGUUAUGUAACAGUAGAAGCAAAGAAUUAUUCUUUGUAGAAGAGGUGUUAAGUGUAAGAAAAAAUCGCGC
This is a messenger RNA of Cydia pomonella (codling moth), 3152 nucleotides long. Its product is annotated as protein rolling stone-like. The record is from RefSeq and is a predicted model, not a curated record. The coding region runs from base 840 to 1742 and encodes 300 amino acids. Gene Ontology annotation, cellular component: membrane. The transcript has 6 exons. NCBI's taxonomy places the organism in Eukaryota, Metazoa, Arthropoda, Insecta, Lepidoptera, Tortricidae.